AGGUACAUUAUGACUGGAAGCCCCACACGAGUCUGUGAAGUUGGUGGCUGGAGUUUACAAAACCCAACAUGUGACGCUGUUGUUUGUGAUGACCCUCCGACAAUAAAAGGUGGAGAAUGCAGGUCAGACUCGGUACCCUCCUUGGGAGUAGUUGCGACUUGCAGAUGUUUCAAUAAAAGUGAGCAUCUGAUUGGUAUGCAUACUAUUCACUGUACUGCCUUGGGGAAUUGGAGUCAGCCGCUGCCUUAUUGCAAAGAAGUACAUUGUUCUAAUCCCGAGGUGGAAAAUGGAUACAAAGAGUCUAAUUUUGGACCAAGCUAUACAUACCAAGACAGUGUUUCCUUUAAAUGUAAGGAAGGAUUUAAGAUGUAUGGUGAUUCGUCAAUCACCUGCUCAGAAAAUAACACGUGGGUUCCCCCACCCCCUGAAUGUAAAACUGAAGUGAACUGCCUUUAUGCUUAUUUGGGAGCCAAUUCAGUUGCUGAUUCCAGUUUUCUCCUUGGUGGUGGUUGCAUUGUUACUGUUGUGAUCGGUUGA
This is a messenger RNA of Protopterus annectens (West African lungfish), 537 nucleotides long. Its product is annotated as complement receptor type 2-like. The transcript has 4 exons. Lineage: Eukaryota; Metazoa; Chordata; Ceratodontiformes; Protopteridae. Bases 10 to 537 code for a protein of 175 amino acids. The record is from RefSeq and is a predicted model, not a curated record.